Messenger RNA from Sclerotinia sclerotiorum 1980 UF-70, 2844 nucleotides. RefSeq lists its product as hypothetical. The transcript is spliced from 7 exons. Gene Ontology annotation, molecular function: allantoinase activity. The coding region runs from base 1 to 2844 and encodes 947 amino acids. Gene Ontology annotation, cellular component: cytoplasm. Gene Ontology annotation, biological process: purine nucleobase catabolic process. The record is from RefSeq and is a predicted model, not a curated record. NCBI's taxonomy places the organism in Eukaryota, Fungi, Ascomycota, Leotiomycetes, Helotiales, Sclerotiniaceae.
AUGUACAAGUCUAUAAAGAAUCACACCGAUCUAAAGAUUGCUCAUAGAGGAGCACGGAUUAGAUUCCCAUUGUCUAUUCUACUCCUCAUUGCUGUCGUGCUUAGUUUGCAGCUUAUCAUUCUUCCCCGAUACAUAUAUCAAAUAUCUCCAGCAGCUGCAAAGCUUUCAGAUCAUUACAUAUCUCAGAUCGAGGUAGGACUUUCGAAAUGUCUAGAUCUACAUACGCUGCCCAGAGAAUACCCUCAUUCGGAAAUCUCAUCGCGUGAGAAUCCUCGAUGGAACGCAAUUCGUGGUCAGAAUCAGACCAUAGUUUUGAGAAAUGCAACUUUGUUUGACGGCAAAGUCCUUCUUACUGAUCUUGUCGAUAUUGAAUUUGAGAAAGGACGUAUUAAGUCUGUAUCAGCAGCAACCAAGUCUGCCGAUCGUGAUCCGAAUGUUCAAAGUAUCGACCUCAAAGGUAAAUACGUUACUCCCGGUUUGGUUGACAUGCAUUCACAUCAUUUUUUGCACGCUUGGCCUGAACUCUCCGUUACAGCCGAUGAGAAUGAGGUUCACAUGGGUCCUCUUACCCCGUUUGUUCGUGCAAUUGACUCCAUUAAGACGGAUGAUAAGGCAACUGCCAUCAUUGCUUCGGGUGGCGUUACAACUUCCCUUCUUAUUCCUGGCUCAGCAAAUAUCAUUGGUGGUGAAGGGAUUCUCGUGAAAAAUUAUGUACCUGGGGGUGAAACUGGUGAAGAAGUUGUUGAGAAUGUCUUGCUUGAACAUGGUAUACCCACCGAGGAGAGGAGGAGGUACAUGAAAAUGGCGUGCGGCGAGAAUCCUGCAACUCUCUAUGAUCACAAUCGCAUGGGCAAUGCUUGGUUGUUUCGAAAACAGAUGACACGAGGAAAGGAACUAAUUGAAAAACAAGAUAAUUGGUGCUUAUCAGCUGCUGCGGUGCGGGUGAGUAGAAAUUCUGCGACUAUUGCGAGCUUCAUGAAGGAUGGAGGUUUACCCGAAGAUUUGGAAUUGGAAUCCACGGCAGCCAUGUUGAGAGGAAAAGUUGGAAUCAACAUACAUUGCUACGAACCUGAGGACCUUGAAGAUAUGCUUCAUCAUAGCAAGGAAUUUGGAUUUCGAAUUCAAGCAUUUCAUCACGCCCUUGCAGCCUGGAAAGUGCCAGAGUUAAUCAAGAGCAGUGAAGAAAACAUCACUAUUGCCACAUUUUCCGAAUUCGGGUUUUACAAAAAGGAGGCCUACGAUGCCAAUUUAUGGGCUGGCAGUAUUCUAGCUGAGAAUGGUGUUCCAGUUGCAUAUAAAUCCGAUCACGUUUUUGAAAUAACUAAUGCGCAAUACUUGAUGUUCCAAGCAGCGACUGCACAUGCCUUCAAUCUUUCAGAAGCUCUUGCUUUGCAGUCUGUAACCAGCGUGCCUGCAAAGUCGUUAGGAAUCGAUUAUCGAGUUGGAUACGUUCGUCCUGGCUAUGAUGCGGACAUUGUAGUGUGGGAUUCCCAUCCCCUUCUCGCCGGAGCUACACCUUUACAAGUUUAUAUUGAUGGAAAGGCUACUUUGGACCCGACUAAGGUCGCGAAAAGUGCAACGCCAAAUUCUGCCAAAGAAGAACGAUUUUUAGUAAAGCCGAAAUCACGGACAUCUCCUACCGAUAUAUCGAAGGUCAUUUCAUGCAGCAAAUUAAACACCUCGAAUGAAAAUAUCAUUGUUACUGGCAUCAGGAGAAGCUAUCUGAUGCCUCAUCGGGAGAUUUCAUUAGAUUCGAACAACCUCACAAUGAUUGUUAGUAACGGCAAGAUUAUCUGUCUUGACUCAUUGCAGCAAUGCGGUACCCUGCUUAGUGAAGGUGCUACUAUCAUUGACCUCCAGGCAGGCACUGUAAUGCCAGGGCUCACUGCGUACUCACCGAGUCUAGGGUUGGCAGAAAUCCUCGGAGCUUCUGAAACCUCAGAUGGCUCCCUUGGUGAAACCUCAGCUCUACUAGAGCCAGAAAAUAUUAUUCACGCGAAGUAUGGGAUUCACCUGGAUGGACGCGGGUUUUCCAGGGCAAGACUUGGUGGUGUUACUCAGGUAAUUACAGCGCCAAUCUCUGAGUCUUUCUUUGGCGGUGUAAGUACCGGUAUCAAAACGAGUGGUAAACAUAAUAUCCUUGAUGGCGGUAUUUUCCAGGACGAUGUUGCUUUGCAUUUUUCAGUUGGUCAAAUGGCCAAGCGAUUUGAGUCCAUACCAACAGUGUCUUCUGCCAUAGCAAAACUUCAACAAAUUUUACUCGUUAACGUUGGGAAGAACAAUGUUUAUGGAACGGUUGCGAAUGGAACAUUUCCCUUGGUGGUACAUGUUGAUAAUGAAUACGAUAUUCUUCAACUCAUAAAACUAAAAAACGACCAUCCAUUACCUCUCAACCUGGUUCUUCUAGGCGGAGCAGGUGCUCAUCUCGUAGCUGAAGCAAUUGCGAAAUCGAAAACACCACUCAUCCUGACCAGAAAUCGUGGCGCGCCCGAUACAUACGAAAAGCGGAAUGCACUCUCCGGUCCUCCACUGACACGCUCUCCUGCCGCAGUCCUCGCCGAUGCUGGCGUACUUUUUGCAUUAGCAAUUGAAGGUGAAGGCAGCGAAUCACACAUCCACAACCUCGCGAUCGAAGCAGGCUGGGCCGCUAAAUACUCCAGCCUCGGGAAACUUGAAGCUGUGGAUUUAGUGUCUCGUAAUGUUGAGAAAAUUCUGAAUUUGAAGGUUGUGGAAGAAACUAGAGAUUUUGUGGUUUGGGAGGGGGAUCCGUUACAAUUGGGGGCAAGUGUUGUGUUCAGUAUGGAGGGUGGAAAGUUGGGAACGUGUUGGCCUAUGUCGAAUUGA